GGAAGCUACACUUGAAGCAAGAAUGGACCUGCUACUCUUCCCUUCAUUUAACCCCUUCACCUUCCUCUCUCUUUCCCCUCACAACACACCUAACUCCUUUUCUUCUUCUUAUUCAUUCUCCCUCUUUCUUUCUCAACAUCUUCAUUUUCCAUCAUGAAGUUCAUUAACCCUAAAAACCUCUCACCCAAACGUCUUUUCCGUAAGAAGGAAAAAUCCUCUGUUUCAAGAUCCGACCCACUUUCAUUCGGUUCAUCUUCUUCCUCUGAUGAAUCCCUUCAUAAGCCUAUCACCGCCGGUUCCCAAACACCAACCAGUGUCCUCCCGGAAGUUUCCGGUGAGUGGUCAGAUAUCACUGUUGAUGUCCAGUGUGAGCUAGCUCAAGCGUUUCGUUUAAUCGACCGUGACAACGACGGCGUCGUUUCGCGUGAAGAACUUGAAGCGGUUCUCACGCGCCUUGGAGCGCGUCCUCCAACUCCUGAAGAGAUCGCGUUGAUGCUCAGUGAAGUUGAUAGCGAUGGUAAGGGUUGUAUAAGCGUGGAAACGAUAAUGAACCGGGUUGGGUCUGGUUCGAGUUCCGGUUCGGAUCCGAAUCCAGAAGAAGAGUUGCGGGAAGCGUUUGAAGUGUUUGAUACGGAUCGUGAUGGGAGAAUUUCGGCUGAAGAAUUGUUGAGGGUUUUUAGAGCGAUCGGUGAUGAACGGUGCACGUUAGAGGAGUGUAAGCGUAUGAUAGCAGGUGUUGAUAAAAACGGGGAUGGGUUCGUCUGUUUUCAAGAGUUUUCUCUUAUGAUGGACUUGCAGCGUUGAUCAGAUAUAUCAUGUCAUCACCAUGAUCAUGAUAUACAUAAUGAUAUUAAUAACAUAAAUAUAAUAUAAAAUCUUUUAUUAUAUCAUCAUCAAUUAUUUAUCUCUUGUUCAUUUUUUAUUUGUUAUAUAAUUUUCUUGUUUAUUAUUGGGUGGAUAUAUAAUUAGAGUAAAUAAGUCAUUCUCAACCGGGUCAAGAUUCUCUUCAUUUAUAACUUUUUUCAUUUCUUUUAAUUUAAAGAGAGAUAGAAAUAAUGGUGGAUCUAUUUAUGAUAGGAUUCACCACUUAUUUUUUUACCCCUCUCAACCCUAAUCAUUAAUCAAACUUUGUAAAUAUUUUAAAAUA
This is a messenger RNA of Medicago truncatula (barrel medic), 1147 nucleotides long. RefSeq names its product probable calcium-binding protein CML35. Lineage: Eukaryota; Viridiplantae; Streptophyta; Magnoliopsida; Fabales; Fabaceae. The coding region runs from base 154 to 804 and encodes 216 amino acids. Gene Ontology annotation, molecular function: calcium ion binding. The record is from RefSeq and is a predicted model, not a curated record. The transcript has a single exon.